AAAUUAAUAAAGUGAGUCAGUGAUAAAGUGUGAAGUGUUCUGUGAGUUCCAGCCCGAUGGUGGUGGUGGUGAGGGUCAGGAGCGCGCACAGGCGGCGGGUCGUGCUGCUCCUCCUCAGUGUCACCGGGAUCAUCAUCAUCUACCGGCGCUUCAGUGGACAAACAGAGAAGGUGAAGAUCAGCAGGGAGCAGGGGUUAAAGGUGAACUCUUCCCAGUUCACGUUGGGAGGCGAGCCGUUCCGCAUCCUCGGGGGUUCCCUUCAUUACUUCCGCAUCCCUCGGGCUUACUGGAAGGAUCGCAUGAUGAAGAUGAAGGCUUGUGGCCUCAACACUCUAACCACAUACGUGCCGUGGAACCUACACGAGCCUGAACGAGGGAAUUUCCAGUUCACAGCAGGUCUGGAUUUGGAGACGUUUCUCCUCCAGGCGGCUGAUGUGGGUCUCUGGGUGAUCCUUCAUCCGGGUCCAUACAUCUCCUCGGAGCUGGACCUCGGAGGAUUGCCAAGCUGGCUGUUAAGAGACAGGAACAUGAAGCUGAGGACGACAUACGCUGGCUUCACGCAGGCCGUCGAUGCGUUUUUGGACCAACUCAUUCCCAAAAUGGUGCCCUUACAGUUCAGGAAAGGCGGCCCGAUCAUCGGCAUGCAAGUGGAACAUGAAUACGGGUCGUAUGCAGUGGACGAGGACUAUAUGGCGUUUCUGAAGGAGGCCAUCGAGUCGAGGGGCAUCAGUGAGCUUCUGUUCACAUCAGACACCCAUGAGGGCUUAAAGACUGGAGGACUGAGCGGAGUCCUCAGGACUCUGAAUCUGCGGAAACUAAAUUACGAAGACGUCAAGUAUCUGGAAUCUGUGCAGCCGAACAGCCCGGUUUUUAUUAUGGAGUACUUGACCGGACACUUCGAUGGCUGGGGAGAUCUGCAUCAUAUCUUUCCUGUAGAAGACAUGGUUGCGGUGGUGAGAGAGGUUCUGCGGCGCGGCAUGUCCAUCAACCUGCACAUGUUCCACGGAGGAACAAACUUCGGCUUCAUGAGUGGCGCCGUAGCAAAGCCAUCUUACAAGGCUCUCAUCGCGAGCUAUGAUUAUGAUGCGCCUUUGUCCGAGGCCGGUGAAUACACACCCAAGUACCAUCUGCUGAGAGAACUGAUCGGUCGAUACAGCCGAGCUCCUCUGCCGGAGAUGCCGGCUCUGCGCUGGAAGGAAAGCUAUGAAGCAGCCAUCAUCUACCGACACCUCUCUCUGUGGGACGCUCUGCCUUUCACACACAAGCCUUUUAAAUGCAGGAGUCCGGUUAAUAUGGAGAAUCUCCCCGUAAACAACAGGAACGGACAAGCGUACGGAUACACACUGUACAAGACCACCAUCACCACCGGAGGCCUCUUAAAAUCAGGAAACAACAUCCGGGACAGAGCACUGGUGUUCGUGAAGAGAGGCUUCAUUGGCAUUUUCAACUACAAGAAUGUCGAGUUAGCAGUUUCUGAUGGGAAGGAGCCUCGAACAUUGAGUUUGCUGGUGGAAAACUGCGGAAGAGUGCACUUUGGCCAGACCAUGGACAAUGAACGGAAAGGGAUUGUUGGAGACAUUUUACUGAACAACGUGCCUCUUCGAAACUUCACAGUUUACAGCCUGGAUAUGACAAGCAGCUUUAUUAACAGUUUGUACAGAGCUCCGUGGAGGUCUUUCCCUCACAAGCCAAGCUUCCCGGCGUUUCUCCAGGGAAGACUGUUCGUCGAUGGAUAUCCGAGUGACACCUUCGUUAAGCUGCCUUGCUGGAGUAAAGGCGUGGUCUUCAUCAACAGCCAGAACGUUGGACGAUAUUGGCACGUCGGCCCCCAGGAGGCGCUCUACAUCCCAGGGCCUUUCCUCAACAGCGGACUCAACUAUGUCACUGUGUUUGAGGAAGAGGAAUCUGAUUUUAAACUCCAAUUCGAAACCGGUCCAGAUCUGGGAAUGACCAUCGACAUCCAGUGACCACACGAUGGACUCAUACAGGUCACGCCAAAGGAUAUCUGCUCAAGGCCGAGAGACACCAUCAUCAUCAUCAUCAUCAUCAUCAUCAUCAUCAUCGCUAUAACAUCCAGCUUCAAACACCCCAAAUUGUGUUGAGGGAAAAAAAAGAGCUUGGCGACCUUAAUCAUCGCUUUCGUGCAAAACUAGAGAAGCACACAUUUCACAAUCAUUAACA
This is a messenger RNA of Neoarius graeffei (lesser salmon catfish), 2181 nucleotides long. RefSeq names its product beta-galactosidase-1-like protein 2. The transcript has 20 exons. Bases 57 to 1967 code for a protein of 636 amino acids. Gene Ontology annotation, cellular component: vacuole. The record is from RefSeq and is a predicted model, not a curated record. Gene Ontology annotation, biological process: carbohydrate metabolic process. Gene Ontology annotation, molecular function: beta-galactosidase activity. NCBI's taxonomy places the organism in Eukaryota, Metazoa, Chordata, Actinopteri, Siluriformes, Ariidae.